AUGUCCCGUGAAACACCAGAUCUGUUAUCAUCCUCAUUCUCAUCAACAACAACUUCCCAACCUCAUCCCCAUAAGCAUGGCAAGAAGAAGUCAAUGCUACAUUACUUUCAACUAAUCAUUCGAUCUAUAACAUAUGAUCUAGUAUUAUUCUUUUUUGACUGUGUUGUUCAUACAUUUUUCCGUGACAUUCGUAGUACAGGAAACUUUAAUAUUCCCCAAAACGGUCCUGUUAUAUUUGUCAUUGCUCCACAUCAUAAUCAAUUUGUUGAUGGAUUAGUGGUAAUGACAAAAGUGAAGGAGAUUCUGAACCGACGAAUUGCCUUUUUGAUUGCUAAAAAGUCUUAUGAUCGAAUGAUUAUUGGUCAAGCUGCCAAACUUUGCGGAUCUAUUCCUGUUGAGCGUGCACAAGAUUUUUUGAAAUCAGGACAGGGGAAAGUUUUUGUUGACCCAAGUGACGACUGUAUUCUAAUUGGUGAAAACACGGCAUUCACAAAACAAUGUCAGAAAAAGGGGCUAAUAGGAUUACCCAAUUCAUUAGGUAAUUGUCAAAUUGCUAGUAUUGAAGAUGAUACCCAUUUAACGUUGACAAAACCAUUUAGUUCUAAAAAUACAGAAAUCCAAUCAAGAAUUGAUAAAACCUUACGUGAUGGUACAUCUUUUAAAAUAGCCCCACAUAUUGACAACCAUGUGGUAUUCGAGAAUGUGUUUAAUCAUUUGAAUGAUGGUAACAUAUUAGGAAUUUUUCCUGAAGGCGGUUCUCAUGAUCGACCCGAUUUGUUACCAUUAAAACCUGGAGUAGCCAUUAUGGCACUUGGUGCCAUUGCACAGCAAAUGGAAGAAUACGAAGACAACGAUAACAAUGGCAACGGAAAAUACGAGAUACAGCCUAUAAGUGUUGUUCCAGUUGGUUUAAACUAUUUCCAUCCUCAUAAAUUUAGAUCCCGGGUUGUCAUAGAAUUUGGAAAACCAAUUGUAGUUGAUCAAUCCAUGGGCAAAGAGUACAUGGAGCACCAUAGAAAUACUGUGGAUAAAUUGCUAAAAGUUGUUACUUUUGGAUUAAAACAGGUGACCCUUACUUGUGAUGACUAUGACACGUUGAUGGUGCUACAAGCAGCGAGAAGAUUAUACACUUCUACCAACAGAGAGCAAAUCCCACUACCAAUGGUUGUUGAAAUGGAUCGAAGAUUGAUCAAAGGCUACCAGCAGUACAAGGAUGAGCCUGAUGUCAAAAAAUUGAGGGAUGCUGUUUAUCAUUAUAAUCGAAAAUUGAUGAGAUUGAAUUUGCAUGAUCAUCAGGUAGAAUCAUUGGAUAAGUUUGAUAAAUUGAAAACAUUUCAAAUGUUUGUCAGCAGGUUUUUCAAGUUUUCGUUAUUUAUGGGACUAAGCUUACCUGGUAUAAUUUUAUUUAGUCCAGUUUUUAUAACGUCGAAGAAGAUUUCUGCACGGAAAGCAAAGGAAGCUCUUGCUUCUUCACUGGUCAAGAUUAAAGCUAAAGAUGUACUCAGUACCUGGAAAAUUUUGGUGGCAUUGGUAUUAGCACCAGCAUUGUAUAUCUUUUAUUCUAUUAUUGGGACAUAUUUAAUUGUUAAGCUGCAGCUAGUUCCUCACUUAUCAACAAUAAUUAUAUUUAGUAUUUGUUAUGGUUGGGCAGUUUUGACUACGUAUGCUUCGUUGAGAGUUGGCGAAAUUGGAGUAGAUUAUUAUAAGUCAUUGAAGCCAUUGUUCAUUUCAUUGAUUAGCUAUGAGAAGGACCAAUUACAAAUUAGAGAAUUGAAAAAGACAAGGGAAGAAUUGCGUCAGCGUGUCAAUUUGUUUUGCAAUAAUUAUGGUCCGGGAAUGUUUGAAGAUUACGAUGAAUUUUAUCGCAACUAUAACCAAAUGGAAACGGAGACAGAUUAUGAUGAAUACAAUCCACCGCCACCACACAAAGCAUUACGUCGUCAAAACAGUUGGAAUUCUUUGGAUUUGACACUAAACAAUUUGUCCGAUAUUCCCAUAUUUUCUGCUGCAGAUUUGGAACAGUCUAAUGAUAUAUCAACAUCAGAACUGUCUGAUGAGGUAAACAACGAAAAGGAAGUCGAAGCUGAAGAUGUCGAGAACCAUUCAAAUGAAAUAAGCUUGCGUCUUAGAAAGGCAAUGAGAGCAAAGCGACAGAAUAGUUUUUGA
Messenger RNA from Candida dubliniensis CD36, 2166 nucleotides. It is a transcript of the gene SCT2, whose product is annotated as bifunctional glycerol-3-phosphate/glycerone-phosphate O-acyltransferase. Bases 1 to 2166 code for a protein of 721 amino acids. The record is from RefSeq and is a predicted model, not a curated record. The transcript has a single exon. NCBI's taxonomy places the organism in Eukaryota, Fungi, Ascomycota, Pichiomycetes, Serinales, Debaryomycetaceae. Gene Ontology annotation, biological process: phospholipid biosynthetic process. Gene Ontology annotation, cellular component: endoplasmic reticulum membrane. Gene Ontology annotation, molecular function: glycerol-3-phosphate O-acyltransferase activity; glycerone-phosphate O-acyltransferase activity.